Strongylocentrotus purpuratus (purple sea urchin) is the source of this 735-nucleotide messenger RNA. RefSeq names its product temperature-induced lipocalin-1. The transcript is spliced from 4 exons. NCBI's taxonomy places the organism in Eukaryota, Metazoa, Echinodermata, Echinoidea, Camarodonta, Strongylocentrotidae. Bases 76 to 648 code for a protein of 190 amino acids. The record is from RefSeq and is a predicted model, not a curated record.
CUGAAGCUCCUGAUUAGGUGGCAGUCGUCGUUCUUCUUUAUAUUUUGAAGUAAUAAUACGCGAAAUUAAAUCAUAAUGGCAAAGAUGUUGAUUGUUGCUCUGUGCCUUGCGGCUUGUCUACUCGGCGGCGAUGCCAUGCAUACCGUCCCGGAGCUGCAGGCAGAGGCCUACAUUGGCAGGUGGUAUCAGGUGUACACAAACUUCUGGGCUGAUCUGUUCUCAAACAUCUUUGAACCCGACUGCGUAACAGCUGACUAUGGCCUUCUGAACAGUACCUACGUCUCGGUAUACAACGCAAACUGGCGUUUCGAUGAGAACCGUACAGACGACAUCAGUGGCUACGCCUACAUCGUCGACGUCAGUGACCCCGGCAAACUCAAGGUCGUCCUCGAUGGCGUCCCAGUCGAAGGAGAUUAUUGGAUCUUCAAGCUCGGACCAAUCGUCGAGGGUCAAUACCAGUACAGCCUCAUCACGGACGGGGAAGCCGCCCGUCAGCUCUUUGUUCUCGCCCGUGAUCCCGCAGAAUUUGCCGAGCUUUACGAUAAGGAGGUCAUGGAGUAUCUCCCCCUUCAAGGGUUCACCGGGGAACGCAAGCAGCCCUACGCCAUCACUCAUAAUGCAGACUGCGUAUACCCCCCGAGAAACUAAUUUUCGGCAACAAUUUUCAUCGGGGACGAAUACUUGUUUAAAGCCCGUCUGCACUAGUUUGGCCAGGGGAGAUUAGACCUCCCUGCA